Ruditapes philippinarum (Manila clam) is the source of this 7693-nucleotide messenger RNA. Its product is annotated as constitutive coactivator of PPAR-gamma-like protein 1. The transcript is spliced from 17 exons. Bases 213 to 3197 code for a protein of 994 amino acids. Lineage: Eukaryota; Metazoa; Mollusca; Bivalvia; Venerida; Veneridae. The record is from RefSeq and is a predicted model, not a curated record. Gene Ontology annotation, cellular component: nucleus.
UAUUUUUUGGAAUGCUGGGAUGAAAUUCCACAUCACGCAUGCGUAGUAACGUUUAAUGUAGCUGAAGGCCGUUGAGAGCACAUGGUGAAAGACGACCGCUAAUUUCGGCGUUAAAAUAAAGUGACAAGAACUAAAGUAUUUCUAAAGACAUAAAGCCAAGUAUUUAAUAAAGAUAUGUAUUAAUGUUCUGCUAAAUAUCUUCGUCUGUUACAAUGGGGAUCAAGGAUUUGCAGGCGUAUUUGGAAACUCACUGUUCAAGUGCCUGUCUCUCGGUUGACUUGCUAAAAAUAUCCAAAAGUUUUAUACCAAAGAGGCGUGGCAGGGUGCCUGGUUCAAGCAGAUUUUGUUUGAUUGUUGAUGCAGAAAGCUGUCUUGAUAGAUUAUAUGGAGGCUAUUUCUCUGACUGGGUGUGUGGUGGGCAAUGGAAUAGGAUGCUGACCUUCCUGUCAAAUUUGCUGCAAGCUUGUCAAAUGGCCAACAUGGAAUUGGUUGUAUUUUUCAAUGGUGCAUUGGAAAGUCAAAAAAUGGAUACAUGGUAUUCUGGACAGCUCAAUCAAAAGAAAAAAGUCAACAUGGUUUUGCGACAUAUUUACAACAGAGGCACACCCCCUCCAAAAGUAUGGUGGAAUCCGCCAAUAUUUCUUGGUGGAGCAUUACGCCUUGCAUUAAGACACCUUGGUAUUGGUGUAGCUAUGUCAAUGGAUGAUCAUGAGCAAGAAGUUAUCGCAUUUUGUCGUGAACAUGGACUACAGGGUAUUUUAGGACAAAAUGCAGUAUAUGCAAUAUUCGAUCCACCACGUUAUUUCUCCAACCAAAAUUUGAAGUUGACAUACAAAGGUUCCCUUGAAACAAAGGAAUAUGUGAUGGAUGAAAUUGCCAAGUCUUUGGAUCUGAAUCCAAAUAGAUUCUGCUUGUUUGCAGCAUUGUUAGGAAAUCACAUCUUGACUGAAGAAGAUCUAUAUGAUUUCUACAAAGAUCUUUUGGCUCGUGCUUCACAAGAUGCUGGUAAAACCAUUAAGCCCAAUCCAGACAAUGUUAUCCGUGCUGUUGUGGACUAUGUACGAAGUAUCCCAGAUAUUUCCAACAUGGAUUAUGUUGGAGAUGCCAUUUUCAGGGAUUCAGCAAAGGGAAAUAAAUUAGAUCUUAUCUCUAAACUAAAACAGAGCGUGCAGUACUACUUUAAUGGUACAGAGGAGGGCUUCCUUAGAUAUAAUCCAAGACCCACAAUGGGUAACUUCCCUCCACAGAUGGCUUCUAACAAACAACAACAGGAUUUCACUGGAUAUGGAGCACAUUUGAUGAAUGGGGCAGGAGCUGCUAGAAUCAGUCCAGAGGCAAAUAUUCCUAUCCCUAAACAGGUAAAAACUCGAAUUGGAAGCCGUGAGGUUGAACUGCCACAAGUGAGCCCAGAAAUAAUGAGAAUAGCUAGUGAGAGACACCAGAAGGGUAUGAUGUCACCUUGGGUGUACCAAGUUCUGUCACAGGGGGAGAUAAAGAUGGUGGUGACACUUGAAGAUGAAAGUGUAAGGGAGGUACCUACAAGCAUGGAUUUGUUCCGCUCCAUUAGGAAGACUGUCUACAGUGUGCUUCUCAACCUGAACAAACUGAAAAUUGUACAUGAGAAUCAGGGUAAUAAAAGAGUUGAUGGAGCAGGUGCUGCACCAAAAACAUUUGAAGUGCCUAUCAAAGAAUGGGUAGUACGCAGGGUUGGCAGUCAGAAACCUAGUUUUGACCUUGUGAUGGCCAAGCCAGUGGAGUGGAAGACACCAAGUAUUGAAAGAAUGUGGCUGGGACAGCAGCCUGAAGAUAAGACGAGGCGACUACGAGCUUUCCUUACCACUAUGCAUAGUGAUACUCCUCUUAUGUUAAACACAAAUUAUGUUCCACAACAUUUGUUGAUACUCAGUUGUGUUCUUAGAUACAUGUUGGAAUUUGGGAGAAUUUUACAGAGACAAGAAUUAGAUGCUUUCCUUGCCAUGAGUGUUUCACCUUUACUUCAUGAUGUUCAAACCAUGCAAGAUUUGAAGUUACCAUCAGUUCAACCUCGUGGAGUUGCUCUUGCUGCAUUGUUCAUGGCUGGUGUAGAAGUUGCUCAGUUUGCCAAUGAUGUUUGUGGAGCUCCAGUGCCAUGGAAUAUGGUGUGCCCAUGGCAGUUCUUUGAUGGGAAAUUAUUUCACUUUAAACUAUUGAAAGCCAACAAUAAUACACCUCUGAUUGACAUGUGUGAUGGUCAGGUAGAGCAGGUGUUAAGAGUGGAGAGAUUAAGACAAGCUAUCAUGGAAAACCUUCAGUUUGAAUUUGCAAAACCAUUUCUUCCAUCUGCUGCUAUGUACGCAGGCUAUCCUAUGCCGUAUGGACAGGGUCCAGGUGGACCGUUCCCAUAUAGACCAGCUGGUAUGGGUAGGAUGCCAGGUGGACCACCUCCACCACAAGGAGGCCGUGGGAUGGGCAUGGGCUUCAUGGGUCCUCCAGAGAUGGGUCCCCCAAAUCAAGGCAGAGGUAGAGGCAUACUUGGUUAUGAUAGACGAAGACGUUCUCCUGUUGAUGGAAGAGGAGGUCAGCUGGAGAUUGCAGGUGUUGUUGUAGGAAGUUGGGGACCGAACCUAUCUGCUUCAUCCAGGGGUAGAGGUGGUGGUGGUGGCGGCAACCAGAUGCAACCUCGAGUCAUGUCAGUAGGUGGACCGAGAAGGGGAGGCGGAGCCCGAGGCAUGUUUUACAGAGGUGGUAUGGCACCUAGAGGUAUGAGAGGAGGGCGAGGAAUGAUGGGAGGGCGUGGCAUGAUGGGAGGGCGUGGCAUGAUGGGAGGUCGAGGCAUGCCUGGAAGAGGAAUGUUAAUGCCCAUGUAUAGAAUGCCUGAGAGACCGUUCUAUAAUCGUAUGGGUCGUGGUUCUGUCAGAGGUAUCAGGAGGCCAGCAGUAAAAGCUAGACCUAAACCAGGUGGAAAGAAAAAGACACCCAAAGGUCGUGGUAUGACAGUAGAUCCUGGAAAUUCUGGUGAUAGUUCAGAGGCUGUUAAAGCAGAGAAGAGUGGUGAUGAUGAGGAGGAGGAGGAUGAGAAUUAUGAAGAUGCUGAAGAUGAAGAUGAUGAGGCUAAUACCGGUGCAAUAGGUAAACAACUGAUGCAGAAUGGCCUUCAGAGUCCUGAUAGCGGUAUCCACGGCGACAAAUCUGCAACAGAUAUUACACUCAGUACUUAAUUUGUAGUACACCAUCCGGCCAGUUUUUAGGCCCUAGUCCAAUACCAGAGCAGUUUUGAUUAACAUGUUCAAAAUGGGCAUUUUUGUGUGGGGUAGGGGGGUAUUUUUGGGGUACAUUUGGUGCAUUGGGAAAUGGGAGGGUUACAUUCUUGCUUCUAUAUAUCAUGACCUUGGUUUUGAUUUAAUUAAUUGAUUAAAAUUUUGGUGAUAAGGUGUUAAAUCAUUAACGAAAAUUGUCCCUGAUGUUUGAGAUACGAUGGGGAUAUAAUUUAAUAAUGAAAGAUAGUAAAAUGUUUUAAAUUUGAUUACACUUUGAUAACCAUCUUUUAUCUAGUUUUGGUAAUGAACGUGAAAAGAUUUGUGUGAUUAAUAUAUAUUAAUCAGAUCAAAGUCCUUUCUACUUUUAACCUUGUCAUGAUACAGUGGAGCAAGUAUCAUUUAUGAUUUUAUAUACAUUUCAAAGGUGAUGAAAAAACCAUGUUAUAAUAAGUUCCAAGGCAUAGAAGAUCAGUGACUUUAAUAAUAAAAAAAAGGACACCUUUGAAAUUUAUAUAUUUUACUCAUGUUGAUCAUCACUGCACUGGAUAUGUGUUCAAAACGGGGAAACAAACAGCUGUAUGUGAUGCCAGUGUUACCAUAGCAACCAAAUCAUGUUUUUCUUUGGUAUCUAUGGUAAUGGGUACAGGCCAGAACUGCAGAAAUUGUAAGAAAUACACACAAAUAAAUAUAAAAUAAAGUUAUACUGUAUUUCUGUAGUCCUGGGUUGUAAUUAUGCACGGCUGACGUUGAUUUAUUUUUGAUCAUAUUUUAUACAAAUCUAUUAUUUUUAUACAUUGAUAUUUGUUCAUUAUUUUCUAUGAAGUGGUUUGUUGUUAUCAUGAGAAUUGUGACUUUACACACGAAAGAUGUUUAAGGAUUGUUCACCGUUGGGAGUAGUUUUUGUCCUAGGAUUUCUGAUAUUUUCAGUCAACAAUUUACACACGACUACUAUCUAAACUGAGAAAUUGUGUUAAUUUGCAAGUUAGAAAAGGAUUUCUGCUAAAUACAAUUACACUGGGAAGAUAAGUAUGAUAAAAACAUGCUUUAUCCUGGAAAAAAGAAUAAAAAAUAAAAUCUUAUUUUCAAUUAGGAAUAUUUUAUUUGGGAGAUACAUUGAUAUCUGUACUAUUGUAAUAGGUAAUUUGACUUUAUUAUCAGAAUCCUAGGAGGUUAGAGGGGCAAGUUUUAUGUUAAAGUUUGUGUUAGAAAGUUUAUGUGAAGACGAUAGAAUGGUUUCAUAUAUUUUGGGGUGGGUGGGGUAUUAUUUUUGAACAAAAUACAUUUAUAAGGGGGGGAUGGAGUGAGAAAUGUACAGCAGGCUUUGUUUACCUGUCAAGAUUUGACUUGAAUAUUUGAUGUCACAUGGCACUUGAACCAUGUUAAUUGCAAGGCACUUGAAUGCCAAUAGAUAAAUUUGACUAAAGUUGUACCACAAGGUACACCAGUUGGACCUGGCUUUUAUGUUAAACCUAUACAAAACUGGUAUUGGAGAUCUGUCAGUUAGUUGAGUUUCCUCAUAUAAUGGUUAUACACAGAAAACACCAAUGAGAAGCUAUACCUAAGUGACCGUGUCUCCAGUGUUCAGUUUUAAAAUUGGUUGAUGUUCAUUGAGAACACUGAAGCCAAAUGAGGUAUUGUGUUUUACUGUUGAGUUAUAUUUCGCCAUGAAGGCUGGCAGAAUUUCAUCCAUUUAAUUGGAUUAAUAACUUAGUGAAGGACUUUAUUGAUUAUACCUGGAGACUAUAUUGCACUAUGUAUUGUGUAAAUUUUUAUUCAUAUACCUUAUAAGAAUGGAAAAAUUGUCUAUAUCCAUGCUAGAUGGAUAAUUUCACACACAAGUGUAGGAACAUCUAACAUUAUAUAAGAAUGAUUGAAAAGUAAACUCAAUAAAAAAUGGAAUUUUCUCUAGAUUUAUUGUUUAAUAUACAUGUUUACUACAGUUUUAUAUUAGCUUGAUUGUUCCAAGUAUUGAUUUACCAAUUGUAGUUCCUUCUAAAAGGAACAUUUAUCUACUACAUAUGUAUACAUAGAAUGUGCAACCACACUUUUGCUGUUUAUUAUUGAGAGCACGCUAGUGUGCUGUAUCAGUGGACAAGUAUGAAUUAAGGUAAAGGUGAAAUUUUUAAAUAUUUAUCGACUGAUCUAAGUUAGAUGGCAUGAAAAAUGUAGUUUUGACUGAAAGUGCAUAUCUGAAACGAUUGACAUGUUGUGAAACAUUUUGCCUUUAUAAUCGGUAAUUUUAUGCUGGAAAAGGUUGAAUACCUUGUAUUUUGGUAAUUUUAUGCCAUAUUAUCUUGGCUCAGUCAGUAACUAUUUAUUGUCCAUUGAUUUAGAUUGACAAAAAAAAUAGAGGAAAGACAUAUUUCGCACCUUUACCAAAAGUUUAUGUUGUAUAAACUGUGUAAAAUAGAAUUGUUUCGUAUAAAUAUGUUUAAAUUUGUUUUUAUUUUUCCCAGUGUUAGGACCCUGUUCUUUUUUUUUAUUAUAUAAAAAUUUAUUGAUCAUUUCAAAUUGAAUACUACAUGUGUAUUUAUUUGUGGGAAUUAUUUGUAAAAAGUAAAAUUAUACAAUAAAGUGAAUUGGAAAAAAAGAUAUUUUUUGGCAAAAAAAUCAAGUUUUUGAAGAGUAGUUAUAUAUAUAUACAUAGUGGAGGUCUUAUACGUAUAAAUUUUAUUCUUAUAUUGAUUGUAUAAAGUUAUUAUAAACAUUGUUUCCUUUAAAAAAAAAAACAUAGCAUUGCUUGAAGUGUCUGAUUUUAAGAAUAAUGAAAAUCCUUUUUUUUUCUUUUCCUGUUCUUGUAGUGUUUAAAUAAUAACAAUAAUAAUUGAAUAACUAUGACUGCACAUUUUUGCAUGUUUUUUUUUCUAUUAAAGGCACGCAAUGCUAUGUUUAAAUCAUUGGUAAUAAUUUGUAUUUUAAUCGUACAUAUAUUUGAAAAAAAAAUACAAAAAAAAAUGUUGUUUCAUGUCAUUUAUUUAACAAAUUGACAUGUUUUAGUUUGGUUUAUGAAUUUAAUUAAGGACUGUUAAGGUAUGAAAUAAAUGCCAUAUUAACUGGUCAGCUGAUGCAAUCACAAAGGCUCACAGACUUAAAUAAAUUUUAAUUGAUGUUGAAAGUUAAUUUUUUUAAUUUCAAGUGAUUUGUGUAUGUAGAAUUAUGCUGUCAAAUUUGCAAUGAGUAAAACAAAAAGAUAAUCAUACAACAUUUAUGAUUUUAUCUUAAUUGGACCAGUGGUGUUUUAUUACAUCAAGUAUGGUAUUUAUUUUGUUUUUUUACUUUGGCACAGAUUUUAUAUUUCCAAAUUUUUCUUAGGAGAGAUGAUAUAGUUUCAUGUUUUCUGUCAUUAUUUGUUAUUAGUGUAUCCAAGUAAAACCUUGAAAAAAAAAAAUGUAAAAAUUCUGACUAAAGUUUCUUUAAAGUAAAUUUGUAAUUUACAAACUAUGGUAUCAUAAGCUGCUUAUUUGUCUAGUUAUUUUUGUGGUUGCACUGUACCUUUUGCUUCUCUUAGUAUUCAGUAAAGUAUAAACCCUGUCAUUUAUCAUUGUUACGGAGUGGUGUUAAAUAAUAAACAAUUAGGUCACUUGUUGCUUAUGCUGUACUUGAAUAAAUAACAAAGGUCAUUUAUAUAUAGAUAGUUAAUGGUGUGCAAAGUGAGAAGUAAAUUUAAGUGUUUCUUUGGCAGUACGCUUUGGUUUAGCGUACGAGUCUUCAACCUUGGAGGUUUUUUGAAACAGUAUAUAUAAGGAUCAUAUGAUGACUUUUGUUAUUUGAUGUAGGUUUUUUAUACCAGGACAUGAAGGUGUUUACUAUGUUCUAUACAUUGAUAAGUAAAAGAUGAUUUUAAUAUAUCUUUGAAUAAGAGAAUUUCUCGUAAAGGAUUACUUAUUAAUUAAAAAAUACUUAUAUGUAACACACAGUGUGUAAAAAAGUUGAUGAUUUUCUGAUCUACUAUUUCAAGUACAGUGAAGCAAACAUUUAAUUUUGAGUAUAUAAUAAUGUAAUCUUUCUCCUUUUUAAUCUUUCCCUUUGCUUUGUUUAGUUAGUAUUAAGGUACAUUUUGUAUUUUUCUUCAGCCUUUCAUACACUUAUUAAAGUGGUAUGUAUAAAGAAAGUAGGUAUUUUCCCUGAGAAAAAAAAAUGGGUAGGAAUGAACACUGCAUCUUGUUAAUGUGUGAUAUAUAAAUUUCUAUUAACUUGUAUAUUAUAUUAAGAAAAAAAGAAAUUAUAAGUAUUUACAUAUUGAAAUAAAUUGAUCAGUAUUUCUGAUCUUGAAUUAAUCAUUAUCUUUAAAGAAAAUGGUGAUAAAGAAAUUUGUUCAUAUAAGAAGGAAAUAAAUAAAAAAGGACUUAUAUUGAGAUGAGGAAAAUAAAGUGGCAAGAGCAUGAUUUUGAUGGCCCUAUGGAUAGAGGUUUUGUAUGGAACGGCUGUUAUUUUUGAUUAAAUGUUGUUUUUGUCAA